This is a messenger RNA of Oryza brachyantha (malo sina), 1035 nucleotides long. RefSeq lists its product as uncharacterized. The coding region runs from base 283 to 705 and encodes 140 amino acids. NCBI's taxonomy places the organism in Eukaryota, Viridiplantae, Streptophyta, Magnoliopsida, Poales, Poaceae. The record is from RefSeq and is a predicted model, not a curated record. The transcript has 2 exons.
GUUCCCAUGAAAUCUAUUUAACAAAGAGAAGAAAAAAACAGUUUCAUGUCAAAUCGGUGUUCUACACGGACACAGGAAGAAAGCCUCUUGAGAAACCGAAACCAACUGAGUAAUCUUCAGAGACCCGUGUCCAUAAAUACAAGAUAAUAAACGGUUUCCAGCUACCAAUCCGGCGGCAACUUCGGCCGGGGGCUCCAUUGAAUCGAUCGGGUACCAGUUCAUCCCGCGCCACUCACCGUCGCGCCGGCGGGCGUCCGAUCGCGCGCGGCAGCGGCGGCGGCCAUGACGCUCCUGGUGCCCCCGUCGCGAGCCCGGGUGAUGCGGGCCCGGCGGCAGCUCGACGACGCGGCGGAGGCGGCUCUGCUCGAGGACCUAUUGAUCCGCCGGAUGGAAGAAGGCCUCACCGCCGCCGCCGCCGGUGAUGGCGGCGACGGGGGCGACGCGCAUCCGCCUUCCACGUGCUUCUGCGACGAGAUCUGCGACUGCGACGUGAGCCAGCGCGCCUUGCGCUACUUCCUCCGGGGACUUAUGACUACGGUCAGCGUAGUAAUGAUUGCCGGGCUACUCUAUUUGAGACACACAACCGAUGAUCCAGAUGUUCAUGAUCCCGGAAAACUGGCAAUGCUAAUCAUUCUCUUUCUCGGUUUAAUGGUGUUCGGCUUCUGCUUUACUACAGAAAAUGCAAUGCAGAGACUACCAGAUUGAUUAGUUUACUACAUAAACUGGACUGCAGAAGUGCUUGCAAAACAGAACGUCUUUUGCGCACUCAAGCUUCCCAUGUACGUGUACACAUCGUGCACACCAAUUUUUCCUGCUAUUUUCGAUGAUAUAUGUUAGUCCGUGACUUGGAGUGUAUAUCAUAAUUUUAGCUUUCUUUGUUGUAAUACCCACUUUUGUAGUAAAAAAAAAAUCUACAAACGAUGGGACAACAUUUGACUAUCAAUGGAGAUAUCCAUCCUUACUAUAGAAAGGCCGGAGACACUGAAUUGUCAAGUGACAACAAACUGAUAAAUUGUAACAUUCCGAAUUUUCCCU